AAACACACCGCGCCCGACGAGUGAGUCACGCGCACGGUACGACAUCAAGUGGGCCGAGGGCCAGCGUUAGUUCAAGGAGUCAAAAGGUGACAAUUUUGGCGUUUCACAAUCUUGACAUUGGUACUGUUCUGCAGUUGGUUUGAAUAUUGUGGACGUUGCUCCAUAAGGAGAUUGCUGAUCUCGUUGAUGGUCGACAAAAGUGAAGAAAAUGGCAGUUACUACCAAGGUUUGCAGUGUGGUGUUGGUCCUGGGUGUCAUCGUCGCAAUUAUCGGUGGUGUAAUGUUCCCUGUCUUUCAGAAGAUCAUACAUGAUGAAAUUGUCAAGCAAACAAUGCUGAAAAUGGGCACCAUGGGUUAUGAUAUCUGGAAGAACCCGACGGCCGAUGUCUACAUGCAGUUUUGGGUCUGGAACCUGACCAAUCCGAUAGAGGUGCAGAAUGGGAAAGAACCAUUCCUAGUGGAGAGGGGACCCUACACAUACAGAGAGAUUAUGGUGAAGGAAAAUAUUUCAUCUAACCGCAAUGGCACCAUUACAUACGCUCAAGAGAAAUCGUAUGUGCUGGAUCUUGAUAUGUCCGUGGGAGAUCCACAGAAAGACAAAUUCACAACAAUCAACAUUCCUGUCAUGACUGUUGCUGGAAUGCUUCCACAUUUGGAUCUUGGUCCGUUCGAGAAAGCCGUCCUGGAAGGAAUCAUAAGAGGGUCCACUACUUUUCCAAGUCACACUGUCUGGGAUAUGAUCUGGGGCUACGACGAUGAGUUGAUGAAGCUCGCCCAUCUAAAGCACCUGGCACCGUAUGACAGAUUUGGAUUUUUCGUCAAUCGGAACAAUUCCAAUGAUGGCUUGUACACUGUCUACUCCGGUGUGGACAAAAGUGACACCAGCAGAAUUAACCACAUCACCAGGUGGAAGGGCCAAUCCGAACUGCCGUUCUGGAGCACUCCGGAGGCCAACACAAUCAAUGGAACAGAUGGGUCCUAUAAUCAACCCUUUUUUGACAAAAGAAAACUGAUGUAUGUGUUUUCUUCAGAUAUAUGCAGAUCUAUCAGUGCUGUCUAUGAGAAGGAGACAGAAGUGCGCGACAUUUCUACGUGGCGAUACGUUGGCCCACCCGAGGCCUUUGCCAACGCCACUGAGAACCCCGACAAUGCGGGAUUCUGCACCCCCAACACCACCUUCUGCCUGCCCAGUGGCCUGCUGAAUGUCAGCAACUGUCAGUUUGGUGCACCCAUUGUGAUGUCACUCCCCCACUUCCUGUAUUGUGACCGGGACAAGGUCAUUGACCUUGUGCAUGGGGUCGAGCCCCAGAAGGAAGUACACCAGACAUUCUUUGACAUAGAACCGAUGACUGGGGGACCUUUGAAUAUUGCCAAAAGGCUACAAAUUAAUGUUUACAUGCAGCCAUUUGAGAAAUUUGAUAAACUUAAGAACUUGAGAAAACUCUUUCUACCUGUCGUUUGGCUGAAUGAGAGUGGUCUCUUAACUGAGAGUGGAGCAGAUCAGCUCAAAAGCCAGGUGGAGACACCAGUCAUGUUGACCGUGAUUGCUGAGUAUGCCACGCUGGGUUUGGGGCUGUUAAUAGUCAUAUUGGCCGUGGUUGUGCUGACUGUCACUUGGAUAUAUAGACCUGUCAGGCAGCUUCCGUACUCGGUGAAUUCUACUUCUCCAGAAGUCCACGCUGGCAGGUACCCUGGCAACUCCAGUGUGGUCCCAGUAAACCCCAACGGACCUGUGGUUCGCAAUGUGAAUGAGUCAUCUCCAUUGCUAGGUUGAGGAAAACUUUAGUUGUGUUUCUUAUUACUUGGAGAACCUGUCUAUUGUCCACACCAGUGCCCAUCAUGGAAAUACCACUACCCUGUGUCUAAACCUGAAAAGGCUGAACCCCAAGACUGACAAUACCAACUUCCCUGUCACCAUAAGAAUGCCAUGUAAGGUGGAGUGGAUCAUUUGCAGCCUAUCCAGCAAAUCAACUGACCAUGCUAUUGAUGAUGAUCAUACUUGGGUCAAAGAUAGUUACGUUGUUAAAUUCCAUGUUCCGUUACGCUGGCAGGCAUGCUGACAUUUUGAAAAUCACAGUGAGAGAAUGCCAAUUUCACAUCUUUGGAGCUUUCUAUGGAUACCACAGUCAUGCCUUUGACAUGUUAUUGGGCAAAUCCGUGAGUGGGUGCAGUACCCUCCCUGGUAGGAUUUACUUGUAGUUUACUGAGACUCUUAUGAUUUAAAUAGACAUUGAAUAGGAGUAACCAGUUGGAUGCAUAUCAUCAAGUUGGGCAGUGUAUCAAGUUGGGCUCUUUCACCCACAGGAGGGACAUACACGCUGGCGGUCAAGGAAUAUGCACCAAUGAAUUGUUUUUUUCUCAUUCAGGCAAGUCUGAAAUUUUGUGCAACAGAAGUUUUAUACCCUAAAAACUAUUUUUUUUUUCCUGCUGUUGGGCAUCUGAGUGGAAAACACCCACAAGAAAUUUGACAUUACCAGUCUUUCUGAAGAUUUGUGUAAUCAAAGAAAACAUAAAAAGUAAUGCCUUUCAUUGUCUCUUUACAAAACUUCAUGCAUCUGCCUUCUUGUAUACACAGCUCCUUUGUGUUGACCAAUCUUACAUUUCAGAACAGGUUAUUUUUAAAUUUUUGAAUGACUGUAAAUUAUGUGAUGUCACUUAAAAUUAUUGUGGUAUAUGUAUAGAGGAAUUUUUUUAAAUUGAAUAAUUAAAAGAAGAAAAAUUCAAAUAGUUUGAGAGUCUACAUGUACAGUACAAAAACAUCUUUUGAAUAAAACCUCUUGCAAGCAAAACAAGUUUAACAAAUAGGCAAAUUUAAUUGCCCAGCUAUAACAUUCAGAGCCGUUGCCAUAAUAUGUUAAUUCGGCUUUCCCUAAACAUUCUCUGAUGCUACUGAAUAGCUUGAUACCUUUGGAUUUUUUCUUCCAUUUUUUUUAGUGUAAUUUGACACGUACAUGUACAUGCAUUUUUAAUUAGGAAAAGGAGUUUUUGACAGGCCACCUUUGAAUAUAUACAUUUAUGACAUGUGGAUAUCACAUACUCUUCUAGUGUAUUGCUUUUAACCAAUCUGUCAUGUCAUCCAGCACUUGGAUAUGGGAGAUGUUUCUUCCAUACCCAAGGGCCGAAGGUCCUUAUAAUAGUGGCUGUAACCACUUCCUAGAUGACUUCGUUAUUUCCAUGCUCAAGCUAGUUGACUUGGACAUGACUUAUCACUUGGGAGUUGGCUUUCAUUGAAAAUGUUCAAGAAUCAUUCUGUUUAUGAAUUUCUCAGCUUGGGCUCUGAAUGUGGGCAGGUGUGUACACCAGCACCUCACAGUGAUGACAGUGUUGUUCUUUGCUACUAACGUACCAAGCUUCCCUAGCAUGCAUCAGGAAGGAACAGGUACUGAUCCAGAACCAAUCUGGGGAAGGGGCAGAUUUGAGGAUUUAUUUCUGUAAUCUGUUUGUGGCUUUUCUAAGGAUGAGGCUAAAUUUGGGGACUUCUUGCGUGCUAUUCCAAAAAUAUUGCAUCUUUCUGGUAGGAGGAGUUAGCAUGAGCCCUGAUUUCCCCCCCCCCUUCCACCAGUGGAAGUGUAGGCAUGCACACCAGCUGGACACUGCUACCUUUGCCGGCUCUUAUCCCGUCUUUUUUUAUUCCAACAUACAUUUAUGCAAGCAGUCGUUGCAUACCUCGGUACUUUCUAGAACACAGUCAUUACAGUGCUGUGGCCUCAUGGUUAAAAGCAUUGGAUUUGUAGUCGACAGGUCAAGCCGUAGGUUGUGGGUUCGAAUCCAGUCUGGGGUCAUGGUGCAUGUGCCCUUUGUCACUCAUUGCCUCUCCCCACCCAGGAGUAUUUGGGUACCCUGUGAGGGUGGAAAUGAUUAUUGUGAUUGAUUUAGCUGCUUUGCGCUGAAAUGGCUGCAGCCGAGCUGUAUACUCCCCAGGGAGCUGAGAGGGUAUUUGGAAUAUUUCUUGGCCCAAUGAGCAGGGGUAAAAAUAAUGUUGGGCAUUGUAAAUGCCUUUUUUAUUAUUAUUAUUAAUGUAAGGAUUUAAACUUCAAAAUUGGAAGUUGUAUUUUUCAAGUGAAGCUAUGCUGAUUUUUCCUUUUGUGAUGAACUGCCCUGCAAUUAAUGUACAGUGGCUAUUUUCCCAAGAGCUACUGCCAUUUUUUUGUCCUGAAAGGAGACAGAGGAUGAAACAGGUGACUGCCAUUUGAAUGCAUAGCUGUGUCUAUGUGCCAUGCAUGUGUGCUGGUGUGUUGCAGAUUUUUUAUUUUCCUGAUUUGGCUGAGCAUGUAAAAACAGUGGUGUCGACAUAUUUUCAGCCAACUACAUGCAUGCAAGUACUUUUUUUGACUGAUUUCUUUUCAAAGUUUCUGUCUCACGUUUUCUUGUUUGUCAUACACGUAACUUGUUUAGUGUGAGUUAUUCUCAGGAUUCUUUGUAAUAUAAGUGUGAUCAUUACUAUGGAAAGAUUACAUGAGAAAUUUAUUUAAUUAUUAUUUUGGUUGAUUUAAUCAAGCAUUUCUGUCAGAAAUCUGAGAAAGAAUCUUGGAAAAUCUUAGUAUUGAAAAGUACUUUAAAACCAUAACUCAUUUGAAACUAGCCAUCUUGUGUAAAUUCUGAAAGCUUUAUUUUCCUUAUACUUCAACUGCAUAGUAUUCAGAAGCCUGGAGAGGCAGCCUGGUGUCAGUAAUUAACAAUGGGCCAGUUAGGUAUUUCAGGAAGGUGGCGUCACUCAAGAACAAAGAGCCCAAUGUUACACCAGUUUGAACAUGUUCAUUGUGUUUGAGUUGGCACAUAAUGGCCCUCACACAGGUCACAUCAUACUGUGAUACAGCUGACCGAGCGUACACAUUUUGAUGUUCUCCUGUGACCUUCGACAUAUUUGAUUUUGAGAAUGCACUUUUCUGAUUCUGAAUACUAAGCUCACACCUUGUCCAUGUAGCAGUCAAUAUUUGUAGACAUAAUAAGUAUAAUCAGUUGCAGGUUCUGCUUUCUGCUUUUUGAAAUGGCAGAAAAGUAGAAAAGUCGAAAUUCCAUGUUACCAGAACAUAAAACCUGCUUUUCUACCAUUCUGAUAGCAGAAAAGCAGAUGGCCACUUUUCGUCCUCCACAACAGUGCCCAUUUUGUCAGCAUUAUUACAGUGACUUUUAUAAGUUAGUGUGGCCUCAAGAAGGUUCAUGAAAAAGCCAAACCUUCCUGUUGGGAUCAUGAUUUUUUACAUUUGUAGGUGAUACAUGUAUGUGACAGUUUUCUAGGAACAGUAAUACCUUGGGCACUGAUCGUCAAGCAAUAUAAUAAAUGAAAUUUUUAAAUGAGAAACCAAGCUGUAGAUUUCACAGAUGUAUCGUUCAAAUUUAACUGUGCUUCAGAUUUUCACAUUAUUGAAUACAUGAUAUAAGAUUACAAGUG
Molecule: messenger RNA, 5392 nt
Organism: Acanthaster planci (crown-of-thorns starfish)
Lineage: Eukaryota; Metazoa; Echinodermata; Asteroidea; Valvatida; Acanthasteridae
Product: lysosome membrane protein 2-like
Cellular component (GO): cytoplasm; membrane; lysosome
Molecular function (GO): scavenger receptor activity
Source: RefSeq, a predicted model, not a curated record